CAGGAACAUUCCUGGUUUGACGAUCGGGCUCGUGGCUGCUUCCAUGAUUUGCUGAGCAAUUCGAUACUCGCUUCAAGGAUGUGUGUGUGUGUGCGCGCGCGUGUGAAUGUGUGUGUCGAGAGGGACAGUUGCAGUGAGUGAGUGAGUAAGCGAGCGAGAGAGGGAGAAAGUUGGAGAGUGUGUUACUGUCUCCCUUGUUCGCACUCAGUCGGAAUAUCUGAUUUGCUUUCGUCUCCUGCGAGUUCGUACUUCUGCAACCGCCGGCGUUUCUAAGUCAACUUUGAAGAUUCGAACCGAAAACAGACGCGUAGAAAAAUACGCUUCUUUGUUAUUUUAUUACAGUAUAUCUGUACUUUAACGCCAGAGUCUAAUGGAGGGGCCCGUGCGGAUUUGCAACUGUAAGAAUGCGUUUUUCAUGUAGUUCGUCCGGCUGGCCGAAGCUCGUAACCUCCAGUGAGAGAGGUGUCGGGGCAGAGGAGCAGAACUCAGGGCUCUGGGACGUCCCGACGGGGUGACAGGGGGGAGAGGAGCCGAAUUUGGGGCUCCAGGACGGCCGGAGGGGGCCAUGGCCGCCGCCCCGGGGGUCCUCUCCACCUUCCUGUACCUGUGCCACGCCCUCCUCAUCAGCUGCUCAGAUGCGUCUCUCUCCUUCCACCUGGAGCCCCGCCCCGUGGUUCAGAAGCAGGGGGGCGUGGUCAACCUGAGCUGCUCCCUCAGCCCCUCCUCCUCCUCCUCCUCCUCCGCCUCGGCACGGCUGUCCUGGCGUUUCGGGGGCCGGCCCCUGGACCCGACGGCCGCGCCCGGGGUUCGGAUCGGGCCCGGCUCCCUCACCCUCCCCUCCCUUCAGCCCGGCCAGACGGGGCAGUACCAGUGCGUGGCGCACUCCGAAACGGGCACCGUCGCCAGCCGCCCCGCUCGAGUCACUAUCGCAGAUAUUGGCGAGUUUGGCAGAUCGUCCCGGCGGCCGAUGACCGUGGAGGAGGGCAGUACGGCGCUGAUCCAGUGCCACCUGCCCCCCAGUGACCCCCCAGCCCUGCCGCGGCUCCGGGUUCGAGGGGAGUGGCUGGAGAAAUCCACAGGCGAAUAUUUAAUUCUCCCGUCUGGGAACCUUCAGAUUGUGUCCGUGUCCCCCCAGCACCAGGGGAUGUAUAAGUGUGGAGCGUACAACCCCGUCACCCGGGAAACCAGGGUGGAGGCCCACGGAACAAGGCUUACCGUCAAACGCUCUGAUGGCCCCUCCCCUGUGCGCGUGGUGUACCCCGUCACCCCGCAGACCGUCGCCGUGGCGAUUUCCGAGUCCGCCAUCUUGGAGUGCGUCUUGGCAGGAAGCCCCGCGCCCGUCGCCCGCUGGACCAAAGACGGACAGGAAGUGGUGCCGGGGGCCAAUCACAGACUGCUACACGGCAACCUGGUUGUGACCGCCGCGAGGGAGAGCGAUGGCGGUAGCUACCGGUGUUCCGCUGGGAGCGAGGAGGCCGGGGACCUGGUCCACGCGAACUACACCGUCAGCGUGCUCGUGGGCGCUUCUGUGUCAAGAGGUUUGAUGGACCAGCUGGCGUCUCCGGGCUCGUCCGUCCGCUUCACCUGCGCCGCUGAGGGAAACCCCGCCCCCAACGUCACCUGGCUUUUCAACUCCGCCCCCGUCACCCCUUCGCCCCGCCUCCAGAUAUCUGGCUCCUCCCUCCAGAUCGCUGCGGUAACGCAGCAGGACGAGGGCGCGUACCAGUGCCUGGCGGACAACGGGAUUGGAUCAGCCCAGUCGGCUGGUGUUCUCACUGUCCAAUCAGGCCCGACCUCCCUGCCAGUCAUCCAGACUCCGCCUCUAAACGGGACCUAUCAGGAGGGGGACGGCGUCUUACUGUCCUGCAACGCCAGCGGCCGACCCCCGCCCCGCAUCCGCUGGUACAACGCCUCCGGCCCCAUCGCCGCCCGUCCCGCUCGCCUGCUCCAGCCCCAGCAGGCCGAAGCCAGGGCCCCCGGUGCCGGCCCUCCCCACCUCGUCGUGUCUCGCCCGGGCAGCAGCUCACUUUACAUCCAGGCUGCGAGCCGGGCCCACUCUGGGAAGUACGUCUGCGAGGCGUCCAAUGAGCUGGGCUCUGUGCGGGCCGAGGCCUUCCUCACUGUCGUGCCCGUGGUGACCGCUACAGUGGGUAUGACUGCGGAGGCCCCUCCCCCUCCUCCCUCAGUUAACCCAAUCCAGAGCGAUGAGGGGGAGGGGCCAUUCCUGGAGGUCGAGGAGGAGGAGGAGGAGGAGCUGGGGUACAGCCAGGACACGCCCGUCGAGAGGAAGAGCGACACGCCCACCCCUGAGGCACCAAUCAUAACGAGCCCGCCGCAGACCCACAAGCCGGACGUGUACGACCUGGAGUGGAGCGCGGGGCGGGCCUGGGGCAGCCCCAUCAACGCCUACUUCGUCAAGUACCGCAAGCUGGAUGACGUGGGGGACGUGGCAGGCAGUUGGCACACGGUCCGGGUGCCGGGCAGUGAGAAGGCCCUGCGCCUGUCUGACCUGGAGCCCUCCAGUCUGUACGAGGUCCUGAUGGUGGCACGCAGCGCAGCGGGGGAGGGGCAGCCCGCCAUGCUCACCUUCCGCACCGCCAAGGAAAAGAGCACUUCCCCCGGCAAGAAUGACUCCAAGGCGCCCUUUCCGUUCCCGCCCGAGAAGGUUCCGGAAAGCGAGAACGCCAACACGCACUUUGGGGUGGUCAUGCCCGACCGGGUUCCGGAGGCCCCGGACCGGCCCACCAUUUCCAUGGCGACGGAGAGCUCGGUGUACGUGACCUGGAUCCCGCGGGCCAACGGGGGCUCUCCGAUCACGGCGUUCCGCGUGGAGUACCGCCGCCAGGCUCGGAACGCCGACUGGGCCGUCGCCGCGGACAACAUCUCCCCGCUGAAGCUGUCGGUGGAGGUGCGCACGCUGGAGCCAGGCUCCACCUACCGAUUCCGCGUGGUGGCCCUGAACACGUACGGCGAGAGCCCGCACAGCGCCCCCUCCAGGCCGUACGCGGUGUCGCCCGUCGGCCCGCCCAUCUCCAGCCGCCCGGUGGCCGGCCCCCACAUCACCUCCACCGACGCCGUCAGCGACACGCAGAUCAUGCUGCGAUGGACGUACACUCCGUCCAGCAAUAACAACACUCCCAUCCAGGGAUUUUACAUCUACUAUCGUCCCACAGACAGCGACAAUGACAGCGACUACAAGAGGGACGUUGUGGAAGGCAACAAACAGUGGCACCUGAUUGGCCAGCUCCAGCCAGAGACGUCCUAUGACAUCAAGAUGCAGUGCUUCAAUGAUGGAGGGGAGAGUGAAUACAGCAACGUCAUGAUCUGUGAGACCAAAGCCCGUCAGGCCCCAGGAGCGCCCCGGGAGAACCCGAUCACGCCGCCCGGCCCGUACCCCCCCGACCCCCCCGCCCAGGCCGGGGGGCUGCUGUACCUGAUCGUGGGCAGCGUGCUGGGCGUGAUGCUGCUCAUCCUGCUGCUCUUCAUCGCCAUGUGCCUGUGGAGGUACCGCCAGCAGAGCAGCCUGCACAAGUACGACCCCCCCGGCUACCUGUACCAGCCGGCGGAGAUGAACGGGCACGUGCUGGAGUACAGCGCCCUGUCCGGGACGGGCAGGAUCAACGGCUACGGCCACGCCGGGACCCUGCCCCCCUCCAGCUGCCCCCACCUCCACCACAAACUGCCCAACGGCCUGGCGCUGGGCAACGGGACGGGCCCCGCCCACUGCCCCUCCGCCCACCUGCACGGCCACGCCCACAACCACAGCCACGACGGCCCCCUGGAGUACGAGCACUCCCACCCCCACCACAUCCACAACGGGGGCGGAACGUACACGGCGUUGCCCCAAUCAGAUUCCUCCGACUGCAUGAGCUGCCAGAACUUCUGUAACAAUAACAGGUGCUACACGAAAGCCAACGGAACUUACUCCAGCGGCUCCCUUCCCAUGAUGCACCGCGUGGCGCCGUGCCAGCAGGACGCGCUGGAGAUGGUGCCCCUGGGUCACGUGACCUCCCGCUGCCAGGGUUCCGAGCCCCAACCUCUCCCGGGGGACGAGGGAGGCGGGGACACCAGGCAGGGGGAGGAGCCAGGAGAGAAGACCCCGCCCCUCUCCCAGCAUUCCUGCUGUCAGUCAGGGGACUACCAGUGCUGCUCAUUGGAGGAAGGAGAGGAGGAGCUGCUGUUUGAGGAGGACCCGGAGGGGCUGGGCGUGUGCUGGGAGAGCCUGGGGCUGCCUGAGCUGGACUGUAAGGAGAGAGGAGCCUGGAUAUCCAGUGGCAGUCUGAGAGGAGGCCUUAUACAGCCGACAGUACAAGAGAUCUGAACACACACACACACACACACACACACAACCAUACACAGACACCCACAUACACAUGC
Molecule: messenger RNA, 4377 nt
Organism: Anguilla anguilla (European eel)
Lineage: Eukaryota; Metazoa; Chordata; Actinopteri; Anguilliformes; Anguillidae
Gene: cdon
Product: cell adhesion associated, oncogene regulated
Exons: 20
Coding region: 566-4321 (1251 amino acids)
Biological process (GO): axon guidance; cell-cell adhesion; nervous system development
Cellular component (GO): plasma membrane; axon
Molecular function (GO): protein binding
Source: RefSeq, a predicted model, not a curated record